Penicillium manginii is the source of this 1800-nucleotide messenger RNA. RefSeq lists its product as uncharacterized. The coding region runs from base 1 to 1800 and encodes 599 amino acids. The record is from RefSeq and is a predicted model, not a curated record. The transcript has a single exon. Lineage: Eukaryota; Fungi; Ascomycota; Eurotiomycetes; Eurotiales; Aspergillaceae.
AUGAACUGGGAUGUCUCAAAUGAUCAAGUGUCCCAUCAGCCAGAACUUGAAUAUUCGCUCGGUGGUAACAUAGCCAGCGGCGGGCUGAAAGACAUCGAGUCGUUAAACGUCUCACCUGAAAAGACAUUCGAAGAAUGCACAUUUUCAAAUAUUUCCCAACCAUUUGACUUGUUGGAAGAUAGUCUCGAUCCGAUAUUUACCUUCUCUGCGACAAGUUCACUUGAUUCCUUUGGCACGGACGACAUCAACGGACCAGGAAAAGGACUACCAAUACCAAGUAGUGGCUUGUCAUUUUCAUUUCCCGAAAACACAGAUUGGGCCAGUGAAGAUUUUCUAGAAAUUGAUAAUGCUCAUCCCGAAGAACCUCUCUCACUCAGUCCGAUGGACCGGUGGAAGAAUUCUCCGCCAGAAACAGAGCCGGCACAUUUGACAGAUAUCAUGACCUCUGUUGCCCAGUGUAUCGGCACAGACGCUGCAGUGCUACAAGAGGCUACUGGAAAGUCAGCGGUUUCAAAGAAACGUUUUCCAGGAUCUCGCCCACCUACCCCGUCAAUUGCAGCAUCCGAGUCAAGUGCCUCCAGCAGCUCAGCUUCAUCCGCCCAUAGCUUUGGCUCAAGCAACUCAGGAUCGUUUGGACGAUUUUAUAUUGGAGAGCCAAAGCGGCGCCGACACCGACGCCAGCGCAAGAAAUCUCCGAUAUCUCAGAUUCGUAAUAGAAAGCCAGCGCACGAGCGUCCAUUCCAGUGUACGUUCUGCACAGACACUUUCAAAUCAAAACACGAUUGGACAAGACAUGAAAAAACACUGCACUUAUCAUUAGAGAGCUGGGUCUGUGCACCAUUUGGGCCUGCAUACCGAGAUAAGACUUCCGAUAUCUUGCGAUGUGUGUUUUGUGACGUUGAAGCCCCUACCGAGGAGCAUAUCCAGUCACACCGGUAUAUGGAGUGUCAAGAGAAACCAACUACUCUUCGAACAUUCUAUCGAAAGGAUCAUCUCCUUCAACAUCUACGCCUAGUCCACGGCUCGCAAAAUGCCGUCAUUGGCAUUGCCAAAUGGAAAUCAGAGGUCACUCAAAUCAAUUCAAGAUGCGGGUUUUGCUCAGAAACUUUCACUCUCUGGGCAGACAGAAACGACCAUCUUGCAGCACACUACCGUCAGGGAACUCAAAUAAAGGAGUGGAAGGGAUGUAGAGGUCUUGAUCCUGCAGUGGUGCUCGCCGUCGAUAAUGCCAUGCCUCCAUAUCUUAUCGGCACAGAGUCAACUGGCAUAUACCCUUUCAGUGCUAGUCGCUGUAAAGGCCCUUCUCGGGAAGAUGAGUCUCACGGGGUCCAUGAUACAUUUCAAAGUGCAGAAACUACACAGCCAACUCCAUUUGAGCAGUUGACAGAACACCUAAUUCGAUUUGUGCGUGAACAACAGCAGGCCGCAUCGCCCAUCACAGACGAGUCUAUACAACGCGAAGCGCGUCUCUUCAUUUAUGGAGACGACGAUCCCUGGAAUCAAACUGCGGCUGAUAGCCCGGACUGGUUGAAUUUCUUCAAAGAUGGAAUGGGGUUGGGUCCAGCUUGCGUUAUGAAUGUGGACGCUGCCCACCAUCCAAAUCCCGUAUUUCACCUUCCAUGGGAUAUCAAUGCGCAACAAGCAGUCGAUGGGUGUACCUUGAACCCCAUUAUCUCAACUGGUUCAUGGACUCCUUGGUCAUGGCAAAGUCCAGAAUGUCUUGCCGAAUUUCGCAGGUUUAACCGUGAUACUAGAUCAUCAUCAAUUGCCCUAGAAAAUGGAGCAUGUGCACUGCCAUGA